Messenger RNA from Carassius gibelio (silver crucian carp), 2238 nucleotides. Its product is annotated as protein rapunzel-like. The record is from RefSeq and is a predicted model, not a curated record. NCBI's taxonomy places the organism in Eukaryota, Metazoa, Chordata, Actinopteri, Cypriniformes, Cyprinidae. The transcript has 2 exons. The coding region runs from base 148 to 1329 and encodes 393 amino acids.
ACACACUCUCUCUCUCUCUCUCGCAAACGCACAUCUUUUCCACACUGAGCAUAUGAUCACGACAUUUUGCCUUGAAGUCGAACCUGAAACUGUGGGAAUAAUUUGGAAACUUGGAGGUCAUUCCGGCAGCUCUUCAUCCAGAGAGAAAUGUCCAGUCCACUAGAGCGGGUUGUAGCCCAGAAGAAGGAGGCCAUUGAAGCUGUAAUGGAGAUGUUUGAGAGAGGAGCCGAGGUGCUGGCCAGCGCUGUUGGGGAGCUGUGUCCUCUUUUUGAAGCUUCUGCUCCAGUUUUGAGGCUGGUCUUGGACAAUGUGGAAAGCAAGGAGAUCACAUAUGUCAAAGAUCAGUUUCUAGUUGUGAGGAGCAAAUUAGAUGUCCUCUCAUGUCAGUUACAGGACAUCGACUCUGAGAUAAGAAGGAGACGUUUGGAUUCCCAGUUCUUCUCUGUGGAGGAAAAUUUGCGGAACCAGUUUAGAAAAUACAUAGAUAUUCUGGAGGCCAAACCUGAGUAUAAGGAAGUCAAAAAACGAUUGUUUUUAGAGCAUUUUUUCAUAACUGGUGGAGAGAAAAACCUCUGUGUGCUUUAUGAUGCUUUGAUGGGGAACAGCACAUUUGGGGAACCGAUCCUGGAUGUCGUGGAACAAUAUGAGGCCAGAAACAGAAGGGUCCUGGAAGACUUCUGCGUCAGACUGAAGGAGCUGCUCUGUUUGGGAAUCAUCGCUCUGCUGGGAUACUGCUUCCUUACUCAGGGUGAGGAAUCAGAGCAGGAGAAGAUUCAAGUGUGGAGCACAAAGAUCCAAGAAAUUGAGACAAAAAUGAAGGAAACGAUAGAGAAAUGUGUGGAUUCGUUUCCAGAGCAAGCUGAACUAGAUAUCAAGAGGCUUGUGAAGGAGAAAGAAGAUGGGAACCUUCAGGAAAUGGCCCAGGAACUGCUGGACUUCCUGGUGAAGAAGUACGACUGGGUGAGCUGGUCCAUCAGAGUUAUUAGUAACUUGGGCAAAUUUAGCAACUUGAGAGCCGGACAAAACUUUCAGUGUGUGGCCGGACAGAAUUAUUUUGAAGUAUCUCAAGGAAAUGACACCAACCUGGUGAUCUCGUUCAGCAGCAACCCUCAGCCUGUGCCCAACGAGAGCGUAAAGCAGAUGAUGGAAGGCCCUGCGAGGAAGGGAGACGCCAAAGCUGUUGUGGUGCUUCUGGAGAAGCAGUUAGCUGGGUUUCUGGUUCACGCCAUCAGCCGUCACAAGGACAGCUUUGCUCUGUCCAGUUUUCCUGAAGAAUGUCACUACUGGGAGAAACAUAAGAACAUGAAUCUCUGUGUGCAUUCAGAGUAGAUUACUCGAUUUAGACAUAAAUAUAUAAUUACUAUUAUUAUAUUGCCAACAUUUUGCAACUGCAGCACUUGUCCUUUAUUCAUGAUCUAUAUGUCUUGAAAAACUCGUUGUUCACUCAAAGUCAUUGUUAUUUGUUCAUUGUAAGGUUGCUAUCACCUGUCUCACUGUACAUUAAAAAAAUAUUAUUUAAAAAACAAAUUUACUCUACAAAAAUAAUACAUUUGUACAUUUUAAAGGAAUAGUUAACCUAAAAAUACAGCACAUUCGGUGGAAAAAAGGGUAUUUAUUUAACACUAUUUUGGACUGGUUUGUAAAUGUUGCUUGUUCUGUGUAUACUUCUCUCCUGAUUAACACAAGUUGAUUUUUUUCACCAGAGGAAUAAAUAUUAGAGGACUUGUAUUUUAGAUGGAAGCAAUGGUUUGAAAUUAGAAAGGCCUUAAUGAUGUAUUUGCUUCUUACAAACAAGCAUCUUUUGGCUUUACAGAGUGGUGUGGAUUAUUGUGAUGUUUUUAUCAGCUGUUUGGACUCUCAUUCUGACGGCACCCAUUCACUGCAGACGAUCCAUUGGGAAGUAGAUUUAAAUUUCUUAUAAUCUGUUCAGAUGAAGGAACAAACUCAUCUAAAUACUGGAUGGCCUGAGGGUGAGCACAUUUUCAGCAAAUAUUCAUCUUUGGGUGAACUAUUCCUUUAAACAUAUUAAGCACGGUGUAAAUUCAACUGCCAUAUAUUCAAACUUAAUAUGUUGAGUAUUUGUGUUUUAUUACUGUGCAUGUUUGCAUCAAAAUGUUAUAAUCGAACGAUGUCUAUCUGAAAACAUUCCGUAGGCAGCAAACGUGUUAAAUGUUGUGUGAUGUUGUGUAAACAAAUGCUUUGUAGUAAUAAAAACUGAAGCAAUGCAACUGGACAGUA